GCGCGCGGCGCGGCGCGGCGCGGUGCUGUUAUGGAGACGGAGCCGCAGCAGCCGGAGCCUGGCCGGGCGCGCGGGAGGCGAUGAUGGGGCGAUGGCCCAGGCGGGAGGCUGCGGCGCUGGGGGCGCGGGCGAGCCGGAGCCGGCGGAGCUGUCCCUGGAGGCGGUGCUGAAGGCGUACGAGCAGCCCAUCAACGAGGAGCAGGCUUGGGCCGUGUGCUUCCAGGGCUGCCGCGGGCUGCGGGGCGCGCCGGGCUCCGGGCGGCGCAUCCGGGACACGGCCGACAUCGUCCUGCGCAGGGACGGCUCGGUGGGCGCGCGGCCCGCCGAGGACGCGGCCGGAGGGGACGGGGGCAAGGAGGGCGCGGCGGAGUCUGCAACAAUGGUGGGAUCACCAGCCAGCUCAGAAGCCCAGAUGGUGCAGUCCCUGGGCUUUGCCAUCUACCGAGCAUUGGACUGGGGACUGGAUGAGAACGAGGAGCGGGAGCUGAGCCCGCAGCUGGAGCGGCUCAUUGACCUCAUGGCCAACAAUGACUGCGAGGAUUCGGAUGAGGAUGGCUGUGGCGGUGCAGAUGAGGGCUAUGUGGCGGCAGAGGAGGAAGAAGAGGGCGCCGAGGUCCCACGCAUGGUCCGCACUUUUGCACAGGCCAUGAGGCUAUGCGCACUGCGCCUCAGCGACCCCCGGGGCGCGCAUGCCCACUACCAAGCCGUGUGCCGUGCACUUUUUGUGGAGACCCUGGAGCUGCAGGCCUUCCUGGCCAGAGUUCGCGACGCCAAGGAGAUGCUCCAAAAGCUUCGGGAAGAGGAUUCCCAGGCAGAGAAGCCCCUGGCAGAACUAGACCACCUGGGGCACACGGACUGGACUCGACUCUGGGUCCAGCUCAUGCGGGAACUUCGCCAUGGAGUGAAGCUCAAGAAGGUUCAAGAGCAGGAAUUCAACCCACUCCCCACCGAGUUCCAGCUCACGCCCUUUGAGAUGCUGAUGCAGGACAUCCGUGCCCGGAACUACAAGUUGCGCAAGGUCAUGGUCAAUGGAGAUAUCCCCCCACGAGUGAAGAAGGAUGCUCAUGACCUCAUUUUGGACUUCAUCCGCUCAAGGCCUCCUCUGAAACAGGUCUCAGAGAGAAGGCUGCGCCCCCUGCCACAGAAGCAGCGGAGUCUGCACGAGAAGAUCCUGGAGGAAAUCAAGCAGGAGAGACAGCUGCGCCCUGUAGGGGCUCGAGGGUUUGGCUCCCUGCCCUGCAUCCUCAACGCCUGUUCAGGGGCCCUCAAGGCCUCUUCCUGCAUCAACCUGUCGGUCCCAGACGCGGGGGGAAGUGCCCUUCGCCCUCGGCCCCGUGUCCUGCUGAAGGCUCCCACCUUGGCUGAGAUGGAGGAGAUGACCACAUCAGAGGAGGAGGAGUCUCCAUGUGUGGAAGGGACUCUGAAGCGGGACCGCUCCUUCUCAGAGCACGACCUGGCGCAGCUCCGCACAGAACUGGCCUCUGGCCAUCAGCUGGCCGCUCUGCCCACAGAUGCCCAUCAGCCAUUGCGGCCCCGUGCAGGCAGUGCCCACAGCUGGAGGCCCAGUACCCAGGAGCGCUGCAAGUGCCCCCGUGCCCACUUUCCUGCUCUCACCCACCUACCUGCCCCACUCUCCUUCCUUCUGCUUAUAGGACUGUUUGGGACUGAAGUGCUAAGACAGGGGGUAGGGUGUUUGCCUUGCAUGUGGCCAACCCCGCUUCGUGCUCUUCCCCCAGGUUCCUUCCCUAGGCCCGAGCCCAGCUCCCAGCCAUGCAGCUCCCAGAGCACCACAGAGGACAGGCCCAGGGCCUGCACAACCAGUGACGCCAGUCACCAGUGGCUGGAGUUCAGCCACCCCGUGGAGAGCCUGGCCCUCACGGUGGAGGAGGUGAUGGAGGUGCGGCGUGUGCUGGUGAAAGCUGAGAUGGAGAAGUUCCUGCACAACAAGGAGCUGGUCAGCAGCCUGAAGAAGGGGAAGGUAUGCUGCUGCUGCCGGACCAAGUUCUCCCUGUUUUCCUGGCCGCCCAACUGUCUCUUCUGCAAGAGGGCCAUGUGUGGCUCCUGCAGUGUCAAGAUGAAGAUGCCUUCUAAGAAGCUUGCGCAUAUUCCUGUCUACGCUCUGGGCUUCGAUGGUCCUCCAAGGGGGUCUGCCACAAAAGCAAUGCCAAUGCUGAGAAGAGAAGUCUUCCAAUCCCUGCAGGGCCCGCAGUGGCAGAGCGUCGAGGAAGAGUUUCCACACCUCUACACACAUGGUGGAGUACUCAAGGACGUCUGCAAUGACUGUACCAGCUUCGUGGCUGAUGUGGUCUGCUCCAGCCGCAAAAGCGUGGAUGCCCUCAACGCCACUCCACGCAGGGCACGGCAGACCCAGUCUCUCUACAUCCCUAGCACCUGGAUGCUGGACUUCAAGUGAUGCCCAAGAGACUGCUGUGUGCAUGUACAUACAGAGACCAUGACAGAACAUACCCGCAGCCUGACCCUUUAUGGACGCUGGGGCCUGGCUCACUCUAAGGCCCUCCCAGGACCCCUCAGGUGGAAUAGGGGAUGAGAAGGGAGGAGUCUCUGCAGUGCAGUGAGGAGAACACAGGUUGGAGGUGGUACAGAACAAAGUGCUGGUUGUCAACCAAGUGCCGUACAGUCCCUGUGGGCCCCAGGAUAUCCCAAGUGGGCACGGCACAAGCACAAACCCAGGGGCCAUAGGAAGGAAACAAGGUCCGGAAGACACAGACUUGGAGCAGAGGACUCUGGAUAGAGCUCGGGGAAACAUUCCCAGUGUUAGUGCCUCAUCUCAGGGACCGACCAUUGCCUGUUCCUCUUCCAGGCCCCAUUGUUUCCAUUUGCAGGGAAAGCUGGAGACACUGGUCUUGGUGAGCGGCACCUACUCAUCUGGAAGGUGCAAGGCUAAGUGUCCUUGCUGCCACCCUGCCAGCACCACACCUCAGCCGCCUGGUGCAUAUUGGGUGCAGGGUAGCAGCACGGAGUGGGGUAGGCGCGCAGCUCUGUAAGUGUAUGCACUCGUCCACUUGGCUGAAUAAAGAUGUUCUCCAGGG
This is a messenger RNA of Suncus etruscus (white-toothed pygmy shrew), 3050 nucleotides long. It is a transcript of the gene SPIRE2, whose product is annotated as spire type actin nucleation factor 2. The transcript is spliced from 15 exons. The record is from RefSeq and is a predicted model, not a curated record. Gene Ontology annotation, biological process: establishment of meiotic spindle localization; intracellular transport; actin filament network formation. Gene Ontology annotation, molecular function: actin binding. Gene Ontology annotation, cellular component: cell cortex; cytoplasmic vesicle membrane. The coding region runs from base 92 to 2413 and encodes 773 amino acids. Lineage: Eukaryota; Metazoa; Chordata; Mammalia; Eulipotyphla; Soricidae.